This is a messenger RNA of Eutrema salsugineum, 1242 nucleotides long. RefSeq names its product probable calcium-binding protein CML49. NCBI's taxonomy places the organism in Eukaryota, Viridiplantae, Streptophyta, Magnoliopsida, Brassicales, Brassicaceae. Gene Ontology annotation, molecular function: calcium ion binding. The record is from RefSeq and is a predicted model, not a curated record. The coding region runs from base 75 to 992 and encodes 305 amino acids. The transcript is spliced from 5 exons.
ACAUGAUCCAAAAUUCCCAAAUUUCGCAGACAAAUUUCCACUAGUGUGUGAUCUCUCUGAAAGCUUUAUUCGCCAUGUCUGGUUACCCUCCAUCGAGCCAAGGUUACGGCGGUUACGGCGGAAACCCACCACCGCCUCAACCUUACGGAUCCUCCGGCACCAAUCCUCCACCGCACGGAUCCUCACCGUACGCUGUUCCGUACGGCGCGCAACCUCCACCGUCCUCCUCGCCAUACGGUGCACCACCGUCCGCCCCAUACGCGUCUCCUGCCGGAGAUCAUAAGCCGCAUAAAGACAAACCUCACGGCGCUUACGGAUCUCCCGGUGGUUACGGUGCUAAUCCAUCGUCUGGACAUUCGGAUUACGGUGGUUACGGAGCCCCGACGACGGGGCAUGGAGGUUACGGAGCUCCUCCUCCGCAGGGUUCUUAUGGAAGCCCGUUUGCGUCUCUGGUCCCGUCUGCGUUUCCUCCGGGAACGGAUCCGAACAUCGUGGCUUGCUUCCAGGCCGCGGAUCGGGAUAAUAGCGGCUUCAUCGACGACAAGGAGCUUCAGGGUGCUCUCUCUUCGUAUAAUCAGAGCUUCAGCAUUAGAACUGUUCAUCUCCUUAUGUAUCUCUUCACCAACAGCAACGUCAGGAAGAUCGGACCAAAAGAGUUUAGUUCACUUUUCUAUAGUCUUCAGAGUUGGAGGUCCAUCUUUGAGAGGUUUGAUAAGGACAGAAGCGGCAGAAUCGAUACAAACGAGCUGAGAGAUGCACUCUUGAGCCUUGGGUUUUCGGUGUCUCCUGUGGUUUUGGAUCUGCUCGUUUCAAAGUUUGACAAAAGCGGAGGAAGGAAUAGGGCUAUCGAAUAUGACAAUUUCAUCGAGUGCUGUUUGACUGUAAAGGGACUGACUGAGAAGUUCAAGGAGAAGGAUACGGCGUUAUCAGGCUCAGCUACUUUCAAUUACGAGACCUUCAUGCUCACUGUUCUACCAUUCCUCGUCGCUUGAGUUUGAUAGCUUCAAAUUCACUUUUCUUUCGUUGCCGUAUGAGCUUUUGGAUUUUUUAGUUGAUUUUCGACUUUUGUUUUACCUAUCUCCUCGUUGCUUCUGUAGACGUGGCUCUCCUCCAUAUGAGCAAAAACAUUGUUAAACAAGUCUUGUGUAAUAAAUAUACCUCCAUAUGGCCAGGUUUCUUUCUCUGAUGCAUCACGAAUGUGUAAGUUUAACCUUUUUAUCGACUAGUAUAGUAAUGUCUAAA